AAAGAAUUGUACGGCAAAACAAGCACGAGGAAAACUCGUGAACUGUGGAUUCGCCAUUUUGGCUGAAUUCAGAGUUUCAGUUACGCACGAGCCUUUCUUAAACCCUAAAUCACAUGGGUUCCAUGGCGGCUUCUGAUCAUUCAUCCAAACGCAUCACUGUUCAAACCAUCAAUCCCAAUGUUUUGGAAUUUGAGUAUGCUGUUCGUGGAGAAAUUUACUACCUAGCUCAGAAACUGCAAGAAGAACUUGAGGCAAAACCUGGUUCUCAUCCAUUUGAUGAGAUACUUUAUUGCAAUAUUGGGAAUCCUCAUGCCUUUGGUCAGCCACCGAUUACUUUCUUUAGGGAGGUGCUUGCACUGUGUGACCAUCCUCGCAUUUUGGAUAUGAGUGAAACUAAGGGAAUGUUCAGCGCGGACUCCAUAGACAGGGCCUUGCAGAUACUUGACAAAAUUCCAGGAAGAGCAACUGGUGCAUAUAGCCAUGAUCAGGGCAUCAAAGGAUUGCGUGACACAAUUGCUUCUGGUAUAGAAGUUCGUGAUGGUUUCCCUUCCAAUCCAAACAAUAUUUUCUUGACAGAUGGUGCAGGCCCAGCGAUUCACACGAUGAUGCACUUAUUAAUUAGUUCCAAGAAGGAUGGAAUCUUGUGUCCCAUCCCUCAGUAUCCACUCUACUCUGCUUUGAUUGCUCUCUACGGUGGCACUCUCGUUCCUUAUUAUCUUGACGAGGCAAAUGGAUGGGGACUUGAGAUCUCAGAGGUUAAGAAGCAGCUUGAAACUGCCACGUCUGAGGGAAUUAAUGUCAAGGCUUUGGUUGUGAUCAAUCCCGGAAACCCUACAGGGCAGGUUCUUACUGAGGCUGACCAGAAGGAACUUGUACAUUUCUGCAAGGAGGAAUGUCUUCUGCUUCUGGCCGAUGAGGUAUACCAAGACAAUGUGUAUGUGGCCGAGAAACAAUUCCAUUCGUUCAAGAAAGUUGCCCAGUCCAUGGGUUAUGGAGAAAACGAUAUUUCUUUGGUAUCUUUCCACUCCGUAUCUAAAGGGUUCUAUGGAGAAUGUGGAAAGAGAGGUGGCUACAUGGAAGUCACUGGAUUCAGCCCUGAGAUAAGGGAACAAUUGAGCAAAGUUUCAACUAUAUAUCAUUGUGCCAACGUUCCUGGCCAGAUUCUUACCAGCCUUAUCAUGAGCCCCCCAAAGGUCGGAGACGAAUCGUACGAGUCUUUUUGUGGUGAGAAAGAAGCAAUCCUCUCAUCCUUGGCAAGGCGUGCGAAGACGCUUGAAGAAGCGUUCAACAGCAUGGAAGGAGUGAGUUGCAACAGAGCAGAAGGAGCAAUGUAUCUUUUCCCCCGACUUCGUCUCCCUGAUAAAGCCAUAAAGGCAGCAGAAGCAGCCGAGGCUGCUCCAGAUGCAUUUUACGUUCAACUCCUUCUCAAUGCCACAGGAAUAGUCCUCGUCCCCGGCUCCGGCUUUGGACAGGAAAGUGGGACGUGGCAUUUUAGAUGUACGAUAUUGCCCCCGGAAGAUAAAAUCAAAGCCGUUGCUGCCCGGAUUACAGAGUUCCAUAGAGGAUUCAUGGACCAAUACCGUUGACUCGGUUUCUUUGUUCAUUAACGUCAAGUAUUUGUGUGAAAGUUGGGUUUUUAUUUAGGGGCAUGUUAGGAGUACACAAAAAUGGGAUACACAUAAGUACACCAGACAAACAUAGACAUUUAGUGUACGUGGAUCACAGAUACUAAAUGUCUGUGUUUGUCUAUGUUUGCCUAGUGUACAAAUGGGUAUCCAUUUUAGUGUAUCCCUAGGUUUAUUCAUGUAUUUAUGCUCCUUCUCUUUGUUCAGAAGUUUUAAACGUGGAGAAAGAUUUGUUCUCUUAUUUGUGGUUUGCACUUUUCCACUGGAGAAUUAUUUGGACUUUGGAGCAUCGAUGCUAAGUGCCAACGCACUCAAUUAAAUAUGUAAUAAUAUUCCUUGAUUUUU
Molecule: messenger RNA, 1970 nt
Organism: Cuscuta campestris
Lineage: Eukaryota; Viridiplantae; Streptophyta; Magnoliopsida; Solanales; Convolvulaceae
Source: the annotation of a GenBank genome assembly